Molecule: messenger RNA, 492 nt
Organism: Echinostoma caproni
Lineage: Eukaryota; Metazoa; Platyhelminthes; Trematoda; Plagiorchiida; Echinostomatidae
Source: the annotation of a GenBank genome assembly
AUGUCUUCGACCCCAACUGGUUCCGCACCCGUUCUGAGGAAACAGACUCUGAAAAUUGCCACACCCACAGAUUUAAUAGAGAUAGCUAGACAGAUACAAGAGUGUGAACAGUAUGUCUCAGCCAACACCUGCUCACGGCUUCACAUGAUUGUCAAACAAAUGAAAAACUUGAAGAAAGAAGCGGAACAGAUCUUGAAAAACUGUCAGCGGGAUAUAGAGGUGCACAAAUUGCCGUGCAAUUUUGUGAAGAAACCCGGCAACACAUACUACGUAUAUCAGCGUUCAGAUGGAACUAAAUAUCUCGGAUUACUUUCACCCGAAGAGUGGGGCCCCUCUUGUCCGAGCGCAUUCCUGGGAGCAUACAAGUUAAUGCCUGACAUGACCUGGGUACCUGAAACCGAGUUGCAAGACUGGAAUAAAACUGAGGAAGUCGUCAAACACAUUCUGUCCACCCCUAGUUUUCUGGCCAUUGAUUCUAAAGAGAGCGUGUAA